Messenger RNA from Schistosoma spindalis, 6095 nucleotides. Lineage: Eukaryota; Metazoa; Platyhelminthes; Trematoda; Strigeidida; Schistosomatidae. The record is from the annotation of a GenBank genome assembly.
GUGGGAUUUUAAUUCUAAAUUUGACAAUAGUUCACAUUCAUAGAAGAUCAACUAGGUUAAAGAAAUUCAACUUUUAGAAGUUAGUGUAAUUUUACUGCACCUACAGGAAAUAAAAGUUAUUUCUUAUUUUGUACAGAUUUAUUUAAACAUGAGGAUGUAAUCAAUGUUUAUUAAAAACUAGUAUAAAUUUAUGAAACAUUUGAAAAUCAAAGUAUUUAUGGAAAGAGCUACUUUUUUCUCUCUCGGAUUUGAUUCUACCUCUCAUAUAUGAACAUUGAUGAAAAAGGUCCCAAAUAAGGAUGAAAAGUAUGCUAGAUAUAUUUUUAUCUUCACUAGUUUUCUAACUAAUUUCAAUCUAGGACGAAUUAUGUGUUAUAUAACAGACCAUUUAACUAAUGAAAAUGAUACAUGUAAAUCAAACUAUAUUUCUUUUUGAAACAUUUUUCAUAUCUUUCCACAAUAAAGACUUAGAUCAAAUACAUUAAAUAUCCGUUAAAGUAUAAGUGUAAAAACAGCUGAACCAUAUUUUGCGGUAAAAUAAUAUUGGACACUUUAGAAAAAAUCUUUGAUAAGCAUCAGUACAUCAGGUAUCUCGUUUUUUUUAAUGGCUGGUAGUUAAGCAUUUUAUUCAAUACAAUAGCAUAACAAAAAAAACCAGAACUAGAGUUUUGAAAAGUUGAAACCUUUUCUUAUGAGUUAAUUUUUACUUACAAACAUUAGUUUUAAUCAUUUAUGUACAAACAGAACUUUUUUUAGCGUAACAACUUGAAAUUGAAACAUUAUACAAGCGGCACAUUUCAUAAUUAAGUAAGAAUAAAGAAACAUUGAUUGCUACAUGGAAUUAUUACAUAGAACAUUUAUUCCAUACUCAUUCGCCAACAAUACCACAUUUAAAUCUGUCUAUCGAUUUUCAAAAUUAUGAUGUAUGUAGCUGACAGACUAUUUUGCUAGCCAGUGGAUUUUACAAAAAAUAUUUUAAAGCAGUAGAUAGAACUUUUUACAUUUCCUCAUCUCCCUUCUAAUUCUUUAUAAUACAAUAGAAAUUCAUUUCAGAAUUCAUAAAGUUCGAGAAAUUAUUAUUUUUAAAAUCUUCUACACAAAUAGACAAUAAAUCUAUUCAUGUUUCCGUUAUCUAUACAUAUUUGUUACAGUUUAUUUUACCUUAACAAAUAACUUUAGUUGCGUGACCAGAAAGAAUUAGUAUAAAUUCUUUAACCCCAGGAAAAUUUUAAAAAAAUCUUUUACAUCUAGCUAUGGAUAACUUUGAAAAGUCAAAGUUUAUUUAUUUGUAAAACAUAUAUUUAUGAUUACCUUGUAUUAUCAACAAUUUGUUACCUUGGAUGUUAUAUCAUCUACAAGUAAUCUGUAUAACAGUUUUAUGAUAAAACUGUUUUUAAAACAUUGUUGUAAUGAACAUUAAAGAACUAAUAUGUUUGAUGAUUUGGAUAAAAAUAUACAUAUUCACUUUGCUUUAUUUAUUAUUUGUUUUCUAGAUUUUUAUAUUUAAGAUGGAUGAAAUUUAAACCCCUUAGUAACUAUUGAUAAUUUGUAUUCAAAUUUAAAUUUAUUACAGUUAGGUUGGAAAAAUGUAGUUGUUAAUAAAAUUGUUAAUAUAUUUGUGAUAACCAAAUUAGUAGAAAAUUAGAUUUUUAGUGUUUUGUAACUUUGUUCAGCUGGCUUUUCAAGAAUAAAUUGUUAUUUACAAUCUAGUCAAUGUUCAAUUUAUUUGAAAUUACAAAGUCGAAUUCCAGUAAUGAUGUGAGAAAUAUAACUUUGACGACUUAAUCAUGUAAAUGUUUUCUGAAGCUUUUACAGUAUAUGUGAGAAGAUAUAAAGUAAUUGUAGUCUUCUUUUGCAAAAAGAUACUUGGUGUGCAAACAAUAAAAUUUAUACAAACAAUACAUCUGAAAUUCACUGCGUAUCUAAGUCAAAAGCAGAUAGUAAAAAUUCCAAAAUUUAGCUAAAAAUCCAAAAUUAAGAGAUAAUCAAAAAAUUGAUAACGCUUUUAAAGUUUAAGAAGUACUCGCCAGGACAAAAACACAAUUUUUAAUAAGUUUUGGCGUCAAAAACAGUUUAGAAAGUCAAUGUGUAAAAUAUAGCUUAGCUAUAAAUCGUUUAAAUAGAUACAAAUGAAAGAUUUUUCAUUUUUAGUUUCGCAUAGAACGCUCAUCAGACAGGAGUAUCUCGUUGUUCGUUGAACGCAAAUGUUGUCUACUAUAGUGAUUUGUGACACUUUUCUGUUUGACUGGUAUCACAAAAUUAUUUCGUUAUAAGCAUAAUUAAUGUCUCAUGUUCUCACAUCAACAUCAAUGACAAGUAAUACGAAUUAUGUUGCAUUUGUUGACACACUGUACCAUAUCAUCAAAACAAAUUCCUUAAUAUCUGAAUGCUAUUAAAAUGUAGGAAACAAUGCAUUAUCCAAUUACCAAAUUUCUAUUUAUUCCUCUGUUAAAUGUCCUAUCUGUUCUCUGAUUCAUAAUUACUUUGUACUUUACAAUUACAAUAUCUUUUUUUUAAUCAUUCAGUCAGUCAUUCCACAUAGUUUUAGAAUCACUGAUAAAAUUAUAAAACUACUGCUUGAUAUGUAUUAUUUUAUUAUUGUGAAUAAUACAUAUCUGGUUAGAGCCAUGAUGAAAAACUAAUUGAAAAGAACUAUUUCUAUAUUUCGUUCAUUUUAUUUUACCGAAUUCUGACCAAGUAUACAAUUUUAUACAAUAAAUGGAUAUCGACUAAGAAUAUCACCAUCUAUAUAAGACUAGAUAUGCAAAAAGUAUGGAGGAAAAUAUAUCUUUAAUUAGAAAAAUAUUUCUCAAACUCGGAUAUAAAGAUAGUUAUAUUUUAAAAAGCAUAUUAUAUCAAUAUAGACAAAACAAACUUGAACCAAAACGAUUCUUUUAACAUCAUAAGCUUUUCUAUGUCUACUGAGAAAAGAUAAACGUACAAGAAGCUAUAAACGUGUACAACGUAUUUUUAAAAAAAUAUUUAUUUCAGAAAGGGAUUUAUAUGGAUAUUAUAAUAAUUUUAAUAGUUGAGAUCAUGAAUCAAUUGAAGCUAGAUCACCAUAGAAAACAGAGAAUGUUUAGUCUAGAAACGAAAAUACCAUGAAGUCUGAAACAAUUGAUUGACAUUUUGCAAAUGAAUUAUUUACUGUAUGGUUAUCACAUUUCACUAAGAUAUUCUGUAGUUUUGUAUUCCAAUACUGUUCCUACUUAUGUUCUUAUUCACUACAUUAUGUUAAAAUUUAUAAAGUUUUAGUAAAAUUUUCAUCCAUAGCUCAUGCAGUGAUAACCUUUCAUCGUUCCGAUUCUUUGUUAAUACUUAUUUGUUAAAUAUUAUUUACAAAACAAUACAGUUUUAUCAUAUUCAUUAAGCAAAAAAAUAAGUAGUAUUUUUAUACGAACUGAUUAACUAUAUAAAUAUAGUGUUCAUUUAAACGGUUAAAAUUUUCUUCCAUUAAUGACUUUCAUGAGAAAUAAUGAGGUUUGUGUCAAUACUUAAUAAUAAUAAAUAAAUAAAUAAUCGUUUUGUUAUAUUCACAAUUGCUGAGUAAGAGUUUCUACAUUACUUCUUAAUAAACUUCUCAUUUUUCCUGAUUAUUACAAAACAUGAAAACCCUAUUUACUUUAAAUUAUUUAUUUUCAUUCAAUAAAACAAAACAACUAUUUAUUCAAAAAUACUUGAAUAUUUUCCUUACAAAUUCACAGUCUUGUAUACAAUUAUUUCGUUUUAUGUAAACAUUUCAUAAAGAUGUGAUAUCUUAAGAAUUGAGAGUAAAGAUUAAUCUAAAUAAUGAUUAACUCAGAUUGAAUACAUGCCAUGGAAAUAGUUUUUGCUAGAGUUUUAUUCUCUGAACUGGAUAGUUUGGUCGUAGAGAUUUCAUCGUUCUUCUGAAUGACAUCAUCAGUACAAACUUCAGGUAGAAGUGAAGUGUUCCAGAAAUUCGAUGAAAUACAGUGAAAGCUUCACGACCAAACUAUCCAGAUCAGAGAACAAAACUCUACUAAAAUCACCCACCUGAGAUAUAAAUCUUCACCAUCUUAAAAUUGAAAUAGUAAAAUGAAUUGGAAGAAUAGUUAAGUACAUUUCAUAUUGACUCACGAUCUAUAAAUAACUUCCAAAAUUUUAUUCUAGUGAUUAUUACCUAUAUAAAAAAAUUCAAUUAACCUAAGAAAAUGUUUUGUUAUUAGAAUUCAAGUAUGUUAUGAAAGAGUUGACCCCAAGCAAGUUAAGAUGCCUUAUACUGUUAAAACUAUUUCCAUACAAACUGAGUACUGCUACGACAAAUUUGUUUAUGGUAUUAAUAUCUUUCUAUAGUGGGUAAAACGUUUUUCUACAAAUUCUGUUUGACAUUGAAGUUAUUGUUAAUGCAUCAUCAUAGUUCAAUAGUGAAUCUCAAAUUGUUCGAUUGAUGUGGUUUUGACUCAUACAAGAAAACAAAAACUCCGAUGCUAGAAUGUCCAGAUGGUUAUGACUCUUUUUAUCCAUACGUUCAUGAUGAUAUUAUGAAAAUCAAAUAAUGUUUUCUUUUACUUACAUUUGUAAGUGUAGCGAGUUGGUCAGUGAAUUUACUUUCAUUAUUCACCUUCAGGUUCCCAAAUUAUUGAUUGAUUGUUACUUGUAUUAAUUUUUCCAUAGAUGAACUUAUUAAACAUUAAUAUUCGGAAUUGUUGAUUCUAUACCUCUGCAUGUUAGAUCAUAAGGCUGUGACCAAUUGGAUUCAAUCGUGUUAGAUGUGAGGCAGUUACCGAUUGAAGACAAUAGAAGAGGGACGCGUGACAUCAUGAAUUGAUUGAAGUUAGAAAUUAACACUGUUGGAUUCCGGUUCAGUGGUUUGAAGGUUAAGCGUUCUUGCGUGAUACGGAAAGUACUGGGUUAGAUUCCCGGGUGUGGAAUUGUGACGAAACGGUCAUCAGUGCUUACAGGUUUUCAAUAGUGGUCUAGCAUUGAUCAGUUCACGAUUUAGUGAAACUCAUGAAUCUCCACAACCCUAUCAAUUAAAUCACCCUAGUGAAAAUCGGCCACAUUACUUUUCAUAUUGAUUAUAAUUAGAUUUUGUGUUGAGUUCCACAAGUAAAUCUCCACUUUAGCAAUAAUAUCAAUAAGUGGUGUACGUUAUUCGCUAUUAUCAAAAAGCUCAAAUGCAUUCAGGCUCAAUGGUCAACUAGAGGCACAUUUUUCACAGAACUUACAAAUUUUGUCAAACAAUGCAUGAGGUAAAGCGACUAUUUAAAUUAAUUUAUAACUAAUACCACAAAAUGAAAUCUAUAAAUUAACUAUCAUUUGUAAAGCAUACAAAAGAUGGUAGUUUUAAUGAGUUAAACACAGUUAUUUGAGUACGAAUAUAUAUGAUUUUGAUCAUAAAUAAGCUCAUUCAAGCAACUACAAGUUUUCAGUCUGAUCUCUAUAAUAUAUUCAUAAUCUGUCAAUGAAACUGAAUAGAUUUGUUAAAUGCAUAAUGUUAAUCUUAUUAAAAAAGAGGGAACUGUAUGUAGUUUACUAACUAGUGGCUAAUACUUAUGCUCUUUUUUAAAUAACCUUUUAAAAUACAGUUUGAGUUUCCAACAUAAUUAAUUAAACCACAUUUUUAAAUGUCCAAAUAGAGAUCAUGCAUUUAAUAAACUUUUUGUUAUUUGAGUGACAGCUUAAGUCAUCAAUAAUUAUCUUUGGUAUAAUUUUCUCUUUUUAGCCAAUACUACAUUCAGUUAAGUUCACUCUGAGAUGUUUGGCAAAAUACAAAUUCUAAUAUUUUUGCUUUCAACAAUUAUGCUUUAUAGCAUGCAAACAACUAAUAAAAUUAAUGGAGAACCAAUGCGUCGAUGGUAUCCUUUAGGAGUUGAAGCCCCUAGAAAACCUUCAUUCAGUCAAGGUGAUAGUAUUUCUGAACUAGAAAUUCCUUAUAAUGGUGAUCAAUAUGAUUCAGAGGUUAUGAAACGAGCUGUUCGAUUAAUGAGACUUGGUUAAUCAACAACAACAAAAAAAAAAGAAAAAAUGUUGACAGAAUAAUAAUUCGAACUAAUUUAAAUGUUCAUUAAAUAAGAAUUUAUAUUACAUUUAUUCAUUACUUUUUUAUUAUUAAGUAAAUUGUUUUAUCAUAA